CAGCUGAUAAAAUCAAAUUUCAAGGUUAAGAUAUUAUCCAACCACUCCAGAAUCUUCACAUCGCCUGUUCCGUCGGAUUGGCACUGCAAGCCUGCCUAAGCCUGGUAAGCGUAAAGCACAAGUCGAUCCUCAAUCUGUAAGCAGAGAAGCUAUUUACCAAGUCUUAACUACUUUUGAUGUCUUGGAAAAGCCUUCAAUCCUACAUAACCCCAACCAGUUCUUAACCUUACCCAACCCAUCGGAACAAUAUUCCACGAACACAAAUGAACGUCGUGGUCAAUCAACAUGGACUUUAACCCUCAACAUCGUUCAGCAAAGAAGUUCCCAAAGGAAACGGAUUCCACUUCAACAACUGAAUCUUAUAACAUAUAAGAUUUGUGAAAACCACCCCUCUCCCCCUGCCCCUCUCUCUCAGUCGAUAUUUCAAACAAUCAAUAUGCGAAGAGAUUACAUCGUAUAUCGAUAUCCAACACAACAUCAAAUCAGUACGACCAACAUUCAUUCCCCGGACCGAUAGAAGGCGAGCAUAACAAGGACGAAAGAAAAAGAAAAAGUGGUCUAACAACCUGACCAAGCCAAAAGAGCUUCCGGCCCCAGACACUUGAGAAUCUAUGGUUUAGGUUCAACAAGCACAAACUCAAAACUUAGCACGAGAUACAUCGCCUUUUCCCCUCUAUUUCUCCUUCUAUGAUCGACAACACAGACUUUGAAGCAUGAUAGAGUGAUUUCGCCACCCUAUGCGCCAAUUUCAACUCCCUAAGGCUUUCAAAGACCUUCCGACAGAGUAUUAGCAACCCAAGACACCGUACAUAUUGCGACAUUUACUACAAGAUAUUAUGAGAUUAUGACUUCGAUAUUGACUGCAUAUCCUCUUAAUUUGCCAGAAAAUAAUAUCAUGGCUCAAAUCGAUCCGCCUGCUAUGUCUCAAAUGGCCGACCCCAUGCUACAACACAGGUUUAAUGGAGAAAUUGACGACAAAAAUCGCGGUAGACGUCGAAGCCGUACAUCAAUGAAAACCACAGAAGAUGAAGGCGAGCUUUCGCUUGGAGAACUUGCAGAAGGUCACACUUCUGGCGAUGACGGUCCCUUGCGUAAACGAAGGAGAAGUCGCAAAGGUCUAGACAAGAAGUUUGAAUGUUCUACAUCGGGCUGUGGGAAGAGCUAUUCUAGAGCUGAGCAUCUCUAUCGCCACCAAUUAAACCAUACCCCGAAACAGAUAUACAACUGCGACUUUGAGGGAUGCUCGAGAACGUUUGUCAGACAGGAUUUAUGUAAUAGGCAUCGAGACCGGCAUACUGCAAAAGGUUCACAACUACACAGAAAAGAUUCAAUGUUGAGUCAAGGGUCAUCAGUAUCGCAGAUUCCACAACCACAGUUACCUCAAGGUUCCGCGUCCCCUGAGGUACCAAGACCGAGUCUAAUGGGGUCCAAGAUACGGACAACGCAAAUACCAUACCAGUCUCCACAAGAUAUUCGACCCACUUCAUACUCGCCAGUGACCAAAUCAGCACCCGGAACUUACUCUGGUGCUAGCGCAGUUAACGGCGCAGAUGGAUAUCCAUCUGCCAAGUACAAGCGCUCCGACUCUGAUAUGAUCCAGAGGGGCCAAAAUUCAUCAUCUGCCGGUUCUAAUAGUAGAGUUCAACGACAUCAAAGCUUCGGAACUCCCGAUACGAGGUCGUCAAAUUUCUCCAGACCAUUGCAAGCAAAUGUUGGCCAUUACGCUAUGCUACCGAACGCCCCAAACAACCAAAACUACCAUGGCAAUCAACCACAUAGUCCGCAGGCAUACAUAAGCCAACAAAACUUUCCUCCUUUCAGCUUACCACCACCAGGAUUUGCGAAUGUGACUGCAACCACGAUGCCCUCACGUGAGCCGGAAUUACAAUCUCAAACUCCUGUUUCUACCGAGUAUUCAAAUGAGAUCAGUCAAGCUCAGCAUUCAGGUCCAGAUAUGGUGCUUCUAGAUCAAAUGGCUACGUCAAAUACAAUGCCGGUAUUCGGUGGCGAAGGAUGCUACAAUCGUUCUCCAUUCGCCAUACCCGAAGAUUUUGUAGCAUACCUUUUUAGUAGCCAACAAAACGAAAUGGGUCAGAUGAGUCAACAGCCUUACGCAAACAGCUACCCUGACGCUACAGCGCAGUACUAUGCGCCUUAUUUCACUAAUGAAAUUGGCCUUGGAGGGUUUUAUCCUCCUACUUCUCAUCAAUCCCAUCACCCUAUGGCUGUAAAUAGUUUGCUUGACACUAGCUUGCCGGAGACAGUUUUGUCAGAAGAGAAGAGCCAAGCCAUUAUUGACUUGAUCAAGGAAAGAUUCAAUGAGACUGGAAACGCACCCCUUGUUAAGCAGAAAAAGGAUGCACUUUUCGAUGGGGACCGUAGUAAUGACAGUCAUAUGAUGAGUAGAAAAAUGAUGCAAACGUAUAUCGGUAGUUACUGGUAUCAUUUUAGCGAUCAAAUGCCAAUAUUACACAAACCAACGUUUUCUCCAGAUAACACACCGAACCUCCUUCUAAUUGCAAUGAUGGCCAUAGGCGCGUCUCUUCUUGACAACACGUACGCUGAAGAUGUGACGCAGGCUGGCGCGGAACUGUCAAAUUUCUUGGCAUGGCACCUCAGAUGGGAGAUAUUCAGUGACCAACAAUUCCGCCCUCCAGCAAAAUUGUGGGUAUUCCAGGCUCUUUUACUACUGGAAGUAUAUGAAAAAAUGUAUUCCACCAGAGCGCUCCACGAAAGAGCCCACAUCCAUCACGCAACCACCAUCACCUUGAUGCGUCGGGGUAGCUCAUUGAUAGGCCGUUCUGCUUUGGAUUCGCCUCCGAGUGCGAGAGAACAAGGGCAAAAUAAUUCACGCCAAUCGUCAACAUCAGGAGCUAACACACCUGACGAGUGGUGGAAUCAUUGGAUUACGAAUGAAGCUACAAGACGGGCCGCAUUUGCGGCCUUUGUUAUCGACUCCACGCACGCAACGAUGUUCGGACAUUCUACAGUUAUGGUUGCUCACGAGAUGCGUCUUCCUUUGCCAUGCGAUGAAGCUAUGUGGAAUGCCACAAGUAGUGCUGAAGUUGGUCGAUUGGAGUCAACCCUUCAAGCCAAUGGAGUCAAGCCUAUAUCAUUUUUGGAAGGUCUGAAACGAACUCUUAAUGCUCAAACAGUGCGAACAAACUCUUUUGGUCGUACGAUAUUGAUGGCAGGACUCUUGAGCGUUAGCUGGCAUAUGCAUCAGCGUGAUCUACAGGUCAACUCAUUGGGUGUAUCGCAGGCGUUAGGCGGUCGGGAUAAAUGGAGAGGAUCCUUGACUCGAGCAUUUGACCUUUGGAAACGAGAUUUCGACAUGUCUUUGCUACAACAAUCUGAAACGAUGAUAGGGCCUUAUGCUUAUACUGGUAAGGAAAACAACGUUGUCUAUCAGUCAAGGACAGUGCUUCAUCAUCUCGCACAUAUGGCAAUGCACGUUGAUGUUGUUGACUGUCAGAUAUUUGCAAGAGCAAAACGUCUUCUUGGCCGCACAAUUGGAUCACAGGACUUAAACAGUGCCCAGAAAAGAAUGAAAGAUGCUUGGGCACCGACCGCUAGAGCUAGGGAUGCGACAUUUUAUGCAAUCAAAUUUCUCUGCACAGUACUUCUUCCCAACGAACCUACCUCAGUCUCCCACGGAUAUGAUCAUGCACAACCGGAUCCGCCAUUUGAUUAUUCAGCUCGCGACGAUAUUCUUCUAAACCGACCGUGGGUUAUGUAUUUUGCUGCUUUGAUUGUAUGGUGCUACGGAUAUGCACUCGAAGGAUCGACUAAUGUCACAGUCCCUUCUCCAAACUCAAUGGACGACCAAGUUCGGGAUAUGCGAGCCUAUUUGCGACGAUUCGGCUCGGUGGAUAAUCCUGAGGAAUUGAAAAAGUUGACUGGUCUCAAUGGAUGUUCUGGGAUGCUGAUGGUUUUGAAAAGCGUUUUUGAAAAAACGAGAUGGCAAUUGUUGCAUGAAGCUGCCUUGUUGUUGACCAAUUGUAUUAAUCUGUUGGGUGCACCUACACCGGCAGCUGGUCGUGAAUCAUGA
This is a messenger RNA of Botrytis porri, 4051 nucleotides long. RefSeq lists its product as uncharacterized. The record is from RefSeq and is a predicted model, not a curated record. Bases 845 to 4051 code for a protein of 1068 amino acids. Gene Ontology annotation, cellular component: chromatin. The transcript has 6 exons. Gene Ontology annotation, molecular function: DNA-binding transcription factor activity, RNA polymerase II-specific; RNA polymerase II cis-regulatory region sequence-specific DNA binding; zinc ion binding. Lineage: Eukaryota; Fungi; Ascomycota; Leotiomycetes; Helotiales; Sclerotiniaceae. Gene Ontology annotation, biological process: regulation of transcription by RNA polymerase II; DNA-templated transcription.